UUUCACAACAACACGAGUUGGAUUUCAAAAUGCUUUCGUUUUGGGCGUAUUGUGCACGAUCUUGGGAUCGUUUCUUGCAGCAAAGUGUAGGGAGGUAUGCAGCUGUUACCCAAGUGAGAUAUGCAAAGGCUAAGGCAUUUCCAGGCAUGCCAGAAAAGCCGAAAAGACCACCAAGUUCUUGGGUGUUGUUUCUUACAGAACGACGUAACGAACUGAAACGACAGCCUGAAUACGAGGAUUUGUCCUUGAUGGAAAUGUCGAAAAGGAUUAGCGAAGAAUGGCGUGGUUUUGAUGAACUGGAGAAGUUACCUUACAAGGACAAAUACGAAGAAUCUUUAGGAGAUUAUAAACGAAGAAUAAAAGAAUACCAAGUGAAUUUAAGUCCAGAGGACAAGCGAGCUUUAAGGCGUAUUAAAUCCGAUAUGCGUGCGUAUGAAAAAGAGCAUCCGAAGCCGAAAUACCCGGGCAAUGGUUAUAUUUCGUUUGUCAAGUCGUGUUUCAGAGAAAAUCCGCGCAGUAAAGAUGAAGAUAUGAAAGACUUUAUCCGAGAUUGUGCCCAAAGGUGGCAAAAUCUGGACGAAGAGACCAAACUGAGAUUGAAUGAACAGGCGUCACCUUUAAUGAGAAAAUAUAGAGAAGAACUGAGAGAAUGGAAAGAUAAGUAUGAGGUAAGCCAGUCCUUCAAACUUAUGCAGGUAUCAGCGGCUUUCCCGGGGGGUCGACCCCCGGGCAACUCACGGGCAACCCCCGGGCAUGGCACGGAAUUUGUUUUAAAAUCACGCCCCGGAGACCGGGGAUUUAGCCUACAUUUGUAUUUUGAAAAUUAACCCCGGACACAAACGCCCGGGAUUUGCAUAUGGACUUCUGCUAUAUCGGUCAGCGGUGAUUCAUCAAAAAAUUCUUAAUUAUGAUUUUUGAAGACGCUUCGAGCCUUCGAAGUUCGAAGCAAAUUCGAAGCAUUUCGAAGCACAUGAACAAUAUACCGUCGAUUGCAACUAAGCAGAAACAUGUCAUGAGAAAACGCGUCCAAUUGGCUGUCAAACAUGAUUUGUUUGGACUUGAAAUUUGGAUUUGAAAUAUUGACAGUCAACUGUCAAUAUUUCAAAUUUAGAAACACAUUCAUAUUGGGCGUGGAUUAGCUUGCAAACACUAAAUCUGUGAUUAAAUUCGUCUGAAUUAAAUUUGUUAAGUUAAUUUUUUUCUUUACUAAAAGGAAGACAAGUGCAUCUGAGCUGCAGUUAUUUCUGGAAAGCCACACGGAAGAGUUAUCUGUAUAUGCAAGUUGGCCGAAACUGCGCCAGCUUUUCAUUGAACUGAACACACCGGUGCGUGCAAGCGCAUCUUGUGAAAGAUUGUUUAGCUGUGCAGGACUAAUUUUUAGACCACAUCAUUCCUCAAUUCUCUUCUGGUCAAAUUAAAUAAACAUUUUGUCUAACUUACAACAUGUUUUCUCAAUUCUAUUAGCCAAAAGAAUGGAUGUAACUUUGCCAUUGUAACUGUAACUAGUUACAAAAAUUUUAAAAUAACUUAGUAAUUUUAACUAGUUACUUUUUUUCAAUUGUGGCUUGUAUCGGUAACUAGUUAGUUUUCUGAUGAUGUAACUGUAACUGUAACUAGUUACAAAAAAUAAGUAACUAUUACAGCACUGGAAACUAGUAUAAAGGACACAAACUUUUUAAACGUUUUGUAUUGCAUACUGAUUUAUUGAGCAGGCUAAAAUAGCAAGCGUAUUAAUGACAAAUGUCCUAUAUAAAAUUGUGUGUGAAUUUUUAGUUCAAAAAUAUCUUCUUUACGGCCUACGCUUCAUGUUUAUUGAACGAGAUGCCCAAAAAUAUGUUGAUAAGUAUAUUAACUUUCUACAAAUUUCUUUGUAAAUAACCAUGUUAUAUUUGAAAUUAUUGUUUUCCAAAUUUCGCCCCGGAGGUAGGGGUAUUUGUGACAAAAUUUUGCCCAGACCCACGGGCAUUAGUGUCCUUUUGUCAAGGCUGUUUUGACAAAUCCCCAGGGUGGCCCGGGGGUCGACUCCCUGGGUCGACUCCCUGGGAAAGCCGCUGAUACCUGCAUUAUGCAAUAGCAAAGCAAAGCAAUAUGCAGACCUGCAAAGCAAUAUGCAGACCUUCCAAGUUUCCCGCAAUUACCAUGAAAAUACCACAUUUUUCGUUUGCUUUCACGCAUCCUGCAUGAAGUGACUUUCUUCCCGCAUUUUAAAAACUUAACUUGUGGAGGUUUCUUCCUGUGGGGUAAUUACUCCUGUUUCUUUUCAUUUGCACGAUGUCCAAUGCAUUCUUUUUGCCAUCGCCAGUGCCCAGAAGUUUUGAAAAUGUGUGUCUCAAUCGCAUAUCAAAAAGAGAAAAAAAAACUGGAAGACUCCUGAGCCUGAGGGGCGUUAUUUUUGCCGUUUGGGAAGAGGAGUGAUGUUAACAUUCAUAUUUUUUAUAGCAUGUACACAUAAGGUUUGUGCUUCGAAAAAGACUGAAGGAAAACCUUGGAAAGGCAAUUUUCUGAGGAACUCAAAAUUUCCCCCUGGGCGCGCCAACCAUGGUGGCGCCUCAUGGACACUAACCUAAGGAAAUUACCUUCCCACAUAAAAAUUUUCAAAACUUGACAGGUCUGGAUAUGUGUAGAUUUAGGUCGCAAAAGUUUGCCAACCUACUUUCAAAUACAUCUCGGCAUUUUUUCCACGAACGCAUCUUUUGAAAAGUACACAUACAUGUUAAAUUUUUCAAUUUUGUUUCCAAAGGUCAUAGGUUCGAUUCCCACCGUGGUCAGGCAUAUUUUUCAAGCUUGCCUGGUGUGCCCAGUAACAUCACAAACAUCAUAUUCACCUGAGUACAUUACACCAACACAGAAAAAAAAAAUCAUACAUGUUAAAAUCGUCGAGCGUCAAGAUUUAAGUGAAUGUAUAUGGUAAUAAAGUUGUGUAGUAGCACUGUUAGAUUGGAGUUCAUACAUUUUGUUAGUUGUUUUGUUUGCUAUUGGCAUUGAUUGCAAUUAAUUGCUGUUUAUAAAUAUGCGUAUUUGCAGCAAGCAAAUAAAAUUUUCAUUUGGAUAUUAUCUAUUUGUUUUGAAAAUAUUUGCCGACCUAGAUUCAGAAUUAUCGCUUUUAGGUCUGCACUUUCUUGCUGACCUGGAAUUUCAGGAGUUUCAAGGACUGUAAGCACAUGGUGUGCACACUAGAGCUGUGCGAUCCAAAAAUUUUAUCUCGGUUUCGGGGUUUUUUUGGAACAAAAAAACCUCGGUUCGGUUAUUUUCAAAAAAGAAGAAAGUACAAAUGUAUGAACUCAUUUAUGUAUGUUUCAAGCAUUUUUACUAAAUAGAUGAAUCUAUGCCUUUGUAAGUUUUUAUAAAUCUCUGAAUAUUUUAAAAGAACAAUUGGAAUUUAUUUAUGAAGAUGUAAUAUUUCUUAGUUUUUAAAAAAAAAUUAAAGCAAGUUCACAACAAUAACUAUCACAACUAAAAUAUCAACUAUUUGAGCACUUAGUACAGUGCAUAUUGUGCACAAAGAGCACAAUCUUGUUAUUUUCCAAACAUUUCAACCUGCAAUCAGGUGGGCAUUUGGCGGGCGUUAAACGGGAAAUUAAAACCGAAACUACCAGUUCUUUUGCGUAUAAUUUUUCGGUGCUGAAAAAAGUACCGGAAGAACCGAAUUUUUCGGUUAACCACACAGCUCUAGUGCACAUGGAAGAUCCAAUGUAUGGUCAUGCCUGUCAUCACCCAAAUCUCGGACUCGUGAACAUAUGAGGUGUAUUAAUUUUUAUCAGAAUAAACCACUGAAUUCUUCCUAUAUAGAGCUUAUAGUUCUACACCUUGUUACACCCAAGUAAUGUAGUUAAUCAUUAAUCCUGUAAUUUCAUAACAUUUUAUUUUAGGCAUGGAGAAGUGAUGCAUCCAGCAACUAAGUUAUGGAAGUUUAUAUCCAUACAUGUACAUAGUGUAGUAAUGACAUUGCCAGUACCACGUUUUCAGACAAUAGGAAAACCACUUCAAAGUUCAAAGAACAACUGUUUUGUUUUUAUUGUGUUCAUAGAUGAAAUAUUGGGUGGGGGACUCACAAGGGAGGAGUACUCAGGGGGGGGGGGGUACUCAGCAGAACCAGCACCUCAAGAAGAAACAGAUAUGCUGUUAUUUCCAGUAUAAUGUAUAAUAAUAAUAUUAGACAUAUAUUAAAAGUUUUCUUUACAAAAAAUACUUCCAGAGUUUUGUCUAUUUUAAAAUUUAUUCAAUAAUUGUAAAGUAUAUUUUGUCUGUUCUGUCCAGUUUCACUAUGCAGUCAGUGCAGUCUUGAAGAAUCCUUCCUCUGCAGUACAUCUCUAUUAAACGUUUACUUUGCAAGCACUCAAACCGCAAUGAAUCAUUCACCAAACUCCAUCUGAUAAUGCACACAUUGAGCAAUCACUUCAACACGAUUCACGGGUCAUCAGGGUGUAUGCCUCGUCUCCUUCGUUCAGCUUUCCUAGCGUUCCAAGCCUUCUUACAGUUCCUAUACGCUUCAAAAUAUCUUUCACAUAAUCCUCUGUUAUAAUUAUUGUCAUCUAAACAUUUGAGUGACGCUCUGGCUUCUUCUGAACAUGGAUUUGUUUUUCUGUCUGUCCACCGCCGAGCACUUUCAUCCGCCAUCUUGUUUUUUU
Molecule: messenger RNA, 4628 nt
Organism: Paramuricea clavata
Lineage: Eukaryota; Metazoa; Cnidaria; Anthozoa; Malacalcyonacea; Plexauridae
Source: the annotation of a GenBank genome assembly